CAUGAUCUAUCAAUGGAGAACGUUUAAAGUUGAUUAUCGAAAUUUUAUAAACCUGACACGUUCAAUGACGCAGUUUAAUUACAUGACAAGCAAAAACAGGAUUGCUCGACCACGACAAAGCGUAAUUUGAUUACUCGUCGGUGGAUGGAACGCUGAUGCCAUUGGUCGAUGCAAUUUCGAUCGAUCUUCGAUUUUUCAUCCCGCAAACAGCAUUACAUCUUCCAAAAUAUAAUUACUUUUAUCACUUAUGAUAUUCGAAGAAAAGGUAUUUUACGAGCGGUUGAGAAUGUAAAUUUACCACAUGCUCGCACGUGAGCAUAUACCACGGUUAAUAGUCGAUAAAGCGGUCGAUACUGAUUGGCGUGGUAUCGUGCAGGUGUACCACUUUUACGUACCACAUAAUAGACGUGUGAAGCAUUGAAGUUCGACUGAUAAUUACUAUAAAUCAGGCUGCAAAAGUUUUAUUUUCCAAGCAAACGAUUUUCAAGUUUUUCAGAAGAAAAACUCAUUCAUCAGUAAAGGACUAGUAACAUUUGAACCCUUCGCACUGGACUACUAUUCAAUCAAUAUUCAUAUAACAUAUAAUAACCAUUUACCAUUCAUUUUAAACGCAAAAGACGUCGCCAGUUACUUGCCGCGAAAUCGUCUUCGGCAACAUUCAAGAUAAUAAUUGUCAGAAAGGAACGACCGAUAGAUAGACUGGUCGAUAGAGCUUAGGGUGGCAUAGCGUGGUUCAUACUCGUGUUCCGUGUACACAUGAAGCUGCGAUACACGCGCCAUACGCGAGCACACAGAACCACUAUGGGGAAAGAGAGACAGAAAAAGAGAGGCAGAGAGAGAGAAAGGGAGAGGGCAGACGACAUGCGCCGGCCCUCGUUGCUGUAUGUUAUAAUGUUCGAAGCCCACGAACAGAACGAACGUUGGACGACAGUCAUUCAGAGCUCGACCAGUGUGCCGUACGUUUCGUGGCUCCUCUCAUCCUCGUCGUGCUACAUCGUGUUCGUUCACAUCCGCCCUCGGUUCCCGGCAUCGACGAUUAGAUUACCUGAGAGUCGUCAAUUAACCAGAACAGGAACUAAAAAUAUAGGAAAGAACGAUGCUCUGAAUGUGAUCAUCUCGUUCACACCGGACAUUUAUUUUUCCCGAUGAUUUUUCUCUAUGACGCGCCAAUAGAAGAUAGACAUUAGUGACCAGUGAUAUUUGGAAACACAUAGACAUCUUCAAGGGGUUAAAUAGUUUCCUCCGAAUACAUCUGAAUAUUCGUGUAAAGGUCGGUUUCCAUCAGCUCGUCCAUGCAUAUCCAAUAAGAAAGGAUUUUGUGGAUCAACAGAGAAGCAAGAUGCGAAACACAUAUGGAACCUUUGGAAGGAUGUCGAAAUCGGGAAGUAUCAAGGAUGGCGAGAAAGGGCCAUACGACCCGGUUCCAAGUACAGACAAAGGCAACGAUGAGAUCAAGCUCGAGGCAAAAAUGUCUUUGUUGAAUGGAAUCACCGUGAUCGUCGGCUCCAUUAUUGGUUCUGGCAUAUUCGUUAGCCCAACUGGUGUUCUCAAGUACACGGGAAGCGUGAACGCGAGUCUUUUGGUGUGGACAGCUUCCGGUAUUUUCUCCACGGUAGGGGCUUACUGUUACGCGGAACUUGGAUGCAUGAUCAGGAAGUCAGGCGCCGAUUACGCAUAUAUUAUGGAAACUUUCGGACCUUUCCUCGCAUUCAUCAGGCUCUGGGUUGAAUGUAUGAUAGUGCGGCCUUGCAGUCAGGCCAUCGUGGCCUUGACUUUCAGCGUUUAUGUGCUGAAGCCUGUGUUUCCAGAUUGUGCUCCACCAGAUGAUGCUACGAGAAUACUUGCAGCCUGUUGCAUCUGUAUUCUGGCGUUUAUUAAUUGCUGGGACGUAAAAUGGGCGACAAGAGUGCAAGACAUCUUUACAUAUGCAAAAUUACUCGCGCUUUUCAUCAUCAUCUUCACUGGAGCUUAUCAAUUAUUCACCGGGCAUACAGAAUAUUUUACGUUCGACAACACGAAGACAGAAGUGACAUCGAUAGCACUUAGCUUUUAUUCGGGAUUGUUCGCUUAUAACGGCUGGAACUACUUGAAUUUCAUCAUUGAGGAAUUGAAGGAUCCUGUAAAGAAUUUACCAAAGGCCAUUGCAAUCUCGUGUGUCCUUGUUACCACGGUCUAUGUUUUUGCAAACAUGGCAUUUUAUACGACACUGAGUCCGGUGGAAGUUCUUGGUAGUGAAGCCGUCGCUGUUACCUUUGCGAAUCGUUUAUUCGGAAUGUUUGCUUGGACGAUACCAGUGUUUGUCGCUCUUUCCACGUUUGGUGCAGUAAAUGGAAUUCUUCUUACUUCCUCCAGACUUUUUUAUGCUGGCGCUUGCGAGGGUCAAAUGCCUGAAAUAUUGACAAUGAUUCAAAUUUCGAGGCUCACACCUACUCCAGCUGUUCUUUGCAUGACUUUGUUGUCAAUGCUAUAUCUUUGUUCUUCAGACAUUUUUGCCCUCAUCAAUUAUGUUGGCUUUGCUACUUGGUUAAGUAUAGGUGUCUCUGUUUUGUGCCUACCAUGGUUGAGAUGGUCUCAGCCGAAUUUGUCUAGACCUAUCAAAGUGAAUCUCUUCUUCCCCAUAAUCUACAUCCUCGCAACCCUUUUUGUAACAAUUGUACCCAUGUAUGCCAGUCCUGUGGAAACAGGAUAUGGCUGCUUGAUGAUCUUAUCAUCCAUACCUGUAUAUUUUAUAUUUAUCGCGUGGAAAAAUAAACCAAAAUUCUUCCAGAAAGGAGUCGUAAGCAUCACAAAGUUCCUGCAGAAAAUAAUACUGGUCGUUGGCAAGUCGAAACCCGCUCAGGUUUAACCGCAUCUAGAACGGAUCCUCAGUCUUCACAACGAUGACUUCUUAUUCCAAGAGAACCAAACACUGCUCAGAGAGCAGUGUUCUUUCUUUCAAAAAUAUUUUUUCAUAUUUAUCUGGAGAAAAAAAUUUGAGAAAUCUAUGUAGAAUUUGAAAUAAGACUUCCAAGUUCAUAUAUA
Apis mellifera (honey bee) is the source of this 3021-nucleotide messenger RNA. Its product is annotated as Y+L amino acid transporter 2. The record is from RefSeq and is a predicted model, not a curated record. Gene Ontology annotation, biological process: amino acid transmembrane transport. The transcript is spliced from 14 exons. NCBI's taxonomy places the organism in Eukaryota, Metazoa, Arthropoda, Insecta, Hymenoptera, Apidae. Bases 1340 to 2845 code for a protein of 501 amino acids. Gene Ontology annotation, cellular component: membrane. Gene Ontology annotation, molecular function: L-amino acid transmembrane transporter activity.